GGAAGGGAAAGCCACAGUAACCACAGGGACACAGAAACACUGGCAGGAGUCGGAGAAACAGCCAGAGAAGACAAACAGACCUGCACAUUACCACUUACACUGACCAAACAGAUUAUAACAGACACACACGCAGAAAGACACAGUAUCCCAGCAAUAUGGCCCAGACUGAAAAUGAUGUGGCCACCAUGGGGCCCAAGUCAGAGUUUCUCAAUGGAGACCUGACCAAUAGCACUGGAGAGCAGAAGCCGUGGCAGGACAGUUUGGCAGGGGAGAAGGUGAGAGAGAAGGCACAGGACGAGAGUCCUUGUCUAGCCGAGGAGAUUGAAGAAGGCAGUGCACCCACUGAAGAAAACAAAACUCCCAAUGGGAAAGAGGGCACAGAAGAAGAGGGGGAGAGACAGGAGGAUGAGACAACAGCGGAAGCAGAACAGACAGUGGAAGGAAUGGAGAAGAGCACUGGUUCUUUAGAGAGAGAGGUGACUAAUGGUGGAAAUACACAGGGAGAGGAGGCUGGGCCUACUGCUGCCACAUCUGAGACCAUCUUGGAACCCUCUGGCAUCCCAGGCGGACAGGAGAGAGGAGAGGAGCAGGGGACUGAAGAAGAGGGGAAGACUGAGCAGGAAGAAUACCUGCAGAGGGGGGAGAGGGAGCCCAGAGAGGCAGAGGAGGGAGUGGGGGAAGCAGUGGAGGAAAGCAGCAGCAGCAGUGAGGAGUCAAGCAGUGAUAGUGAGGAUGAGGUCGAAGCCGAGGCUGAGUCUACUGCAGAACACAGCCAGAAGGAGGUGGAAGAUAAUGGUCUACCAAGGAAGAAGGAAGAGGUUGUUGAGGGAGAAGCAGUUCUGGAGGCACCAAACCAGGAAGCAGCGAUAGGUCCUGGGACACUCAGGGAGGAGAGUGGUUCUGAACCUCAGGAGUACGACAUCUCACUGUAUGUCAAGGCUGGCAGUGAUGGGGAGAGCAUCGGGAACUGCCCCUUCUCCCAGCGUCUCUUCAUGAUCCUCUGGUUGAAAGGUGUCAUUUUCAAUGUCACAACUGUCGACCUGAAGAGGAAGCCAGCUGACCUACAGGACCUGGCUCCUGGGACCAACCCUCCAUUUGUGACUUUUAAUGGAGAGGUGAAGACUGAUGUUAACAAAAUCGAGGAGUUCUUGGAGGAGAAACUGGUGCCUCCACGAUACCCAAAGCUGGCAGCAAAGCACCCAGAGUCCAAUUCAGCAGGGAAUGAUGUCUUUGCGAAGUUCUCUGCCUACAUCAAGAACACCAGGAAAGAUGCCAAUGACACCCUAGAAAAGGCCCUGUUGAAGGCACUGCGACGACUGGAUGACCACCUGAACACUCCACUGCCUGAAGAGAUUGAUGCUGACAGCACAGAGGAACCGGGGCCAUCCACCCGCAGCUUCCUGGAUGGAGAUGAGCUUACACUUGCCGACUGCAACUUGCUACCAAAACUGCAUAUCAUCAAGGUAGUGGCCAGGAAAUAUCGGAAGUUCGAGAUCCCAGCGGACAUGAUGGGGGUGUGGCGUUACCUGAAAAAUGCGUACCUGAGAGAGGAAUUCAUCAACACCUGCCCUGCCGACCGCGAGAUUGAGUUUGCUUACCUGGAUGUGGCCAAGAGGAUCAAAUAGCCGGCUGAGGGCAAGGGGACAGAUGUGGGUGGGGUGAAUUCAUUGGAGUCUAUAGAGAUGUUUGAGCCACAGACAUGAAGAAGGAUCCCUGGAUCUGUGCUUGCCAUCAACAUUCCACAUCUUCUUCAGAGGACAAGUGAUUCAUACAGCUCAAAAAGACCAGAGUUGUUCAGGGGCAGAUCAGCAGAGCAAAAGAAAAAAAGAGAGUAUCAACCUCAUGAGUCAUUGUCAAGCCUUCCUCAUGAUACAUAGCUCACUGUCCUUUUUAUGGAGAAUUUCCUGUUCACUUUAAAGAUGAGACAAGCAAAAACCAUCCCAAAAAAAAGUUCAGAAAUAUUAGGUUGAUUAGUCCUCCAGUCUAAAAAGUGGUUUAAAUCCUUGUGUGGUUACACAACGAAAAAUUGAAUAUUAUUAUACUAUUCAGACAUGAGCACACAAUGGACAACAUGUUUAAAUGCAGUAGGACUUUCCAAUGUUAUAGUACUAAUGAAGUUUAAAAAAUCUAAAGGCCUUUUGGGAAUGUAAUUCAAGGGCACAUCUGUCUGAUAUACUAAUGAUAAACUCAUCAUCUGAUACAAUAACGUAGCAUGUGUGACUGUUGAUGGAAAGAUGCUCAAUAAAAAGUAGGAGAGCUAAGGCACUUGCAAAAGAUGAGUCCCGAAUUUUUGUUAGGAUGACUGUAUAAAAUGCAUAUAAAUUACUAUUCUAAAUAAAUUCUUUGUUGUAGUUAGCAUACAUUUUUACUGUAGUUUGAGUGAAGAGCAGUGUAAGGGUGUAGGCUGCAAAUGUUAAUGGAGACUACUUGCAGGCUGAAAAGCAGAACAGAAAAAUAACAUAUACAGUACGUAUCUUUACAUGUGAGGGAGAAUAGUGUAAGGUGUGAUCAAAGUUGAAGUUUUCUGAUGCAUUUUUUCAAAUGAUGAAUUCUUUCAAAGUUCCACAGAUGGAAAGAUUACUGAAACUGUGGAAGGGAGAGGUAAAAGAGGAAUCCCACUGCUUGAACAACAAAGAAGACUGAUAUAUUAGUAUUAAUGGCCAAAAAGAUGGAAAGUGGGACACAGCCUCCUCUGCCUGAAUUGGCAGUUUGUCAACUUGGUUUGUGAAUUUUACAUGUAAAACAUGGAUUUGUAGAUUUUUUUAGCAAAUUUAUAUGAGCAGGAUAAAUCAGUACCAUGUGGACAGCUAGUGUUGAGAAGCCUUGUGUUAUUAAACAUCUCUAUUACAUAUAGGCCCCAGGACUGUAUGUAUAGAAUUGAAUUGUGAUACACAGUGAGAUAAAAAAAUCCUAGAUUUUACAGAAAUGUUACAGAUCCAAAGUGAUUGUAACCUACAGUAUGUUGUUCAACACAACUCCUUAAAGAAAUUCACACCUACACCUUCUAGGUCUGCCUGAAAAUGUGGGCAUGAAAACCCUACAUUUUUUAUUAAUCAAAAGGUUUUGAGAGAUAAAUUAUACUGGUGACCAUUCCAAGUGGAAAAGAAGAAUGCUGCUGUAAUACACAUCUCUAUUGCUCAUGAAUCACCAAGACUCCACCAGGGGGACAGGAGAGUCUGAGAGCUUGAGUGUGCUCAGACUUAGGUCUCAACCCCUUGCAGCAUUAAUUGAGACACAUGGCGAGCAGGGAGCUGCCAGUUACCCAUCUCUAUUGGUUUUUCCCAGAGCAUACUCAUUGCUGGCAUUUUGGCUUUGUUUUAUGAAUUACUGAGUUGUUGGGGUAAUGUCAGGACUGACAACUGCCUGGACACACGUUCAGUGCUUUAGUGCUCAGAAGAAACUGUUUUACAGGGCUGGACAGCAUGGUGCUUUGAUAGGGAACUUGUGUCAGUUUCCAAAAAAAAGAGAAACAGAAAAGAGUGGAAAGAGGAAACAAACAAGAAGAGAGAGUGAGAGACCUUUCUUCAAAAGGGUAGGAUCCAAAUAAAUUCCCUACUUCAGGCCAUGAGACACUGUAGCCUUGGUAACAGAGCCUACAACAUUUUUGUUUGUUUGCUUUGAUAAACUCUGCAAGUGACACCUGGCAAUCUUAUAAAAAUAAAAAUCUGUUUAUUCGCUUUUA
Lepisosteus oculatus (spotted gar) is the source of this 3682-nucleotide messenger RNA. RefSeq names its product chloride intracellular channel protein 5-like. The record is from RefSeq and is a predicted model, not a curated record. Lineage: Eukaryota; Metazoa; Chordata; Actinopteri; Semionotiformes; Lepisosteidae.